Cuscuta campestris is the source of this 1447-nucleotide messenger RNA. The record is from the annotation of a GenBank genome assembly. NCBI's taxonomy places the organism in Eukaryota, Viridiplantae, Streptophyta, Magnoliopsida, Solanales, Convolvulaceae.
GGCCCGCCACCGCCUUUGUCCUAGCAAAAUCCAAUGGUUUCAGACGUGGUUACUUUCAAAACCCUAGUCCCAAACAUGGUUUCCAGCGAGCGUGAGCAGAGAGGGUGCGGAGGAGGAAGGAAGACGAAGACUAUUAGGAAAAUGAAAGCACGGAUCUGAAAUUUCUAGGUCUCCAUUUUGUCUCCAACCUUGUUCCAAUCUGGGGCCCAAAAAUCAGGAUCUGAAAUUUUAUACCUAAUAUAUGAAAAUCUCAAUCUAGCGACAAAAGAAAUUGCAUGACCCUUCAAACUUUCAAAUUGGGUAACGGGCAACGGGUGCCCCACAUCCAUUAAUCACGCGGUUCCCUGUGAAAGUGAAACUGUCUCCUCCCCUCAUUUCGAAACCGAAAGAGCCUCCAAACAUUCUUCUCAAUUUCUUUCAGUUUUCACAUUCCUAUUAGCCGAUCUCCGCAUUCAUUCACCGCAUUCAUACACAGAAAGAGGGCUACGGAGAGAUCUGCAAUCAUCCGAGAUGGCGGCAGCACCGACGGCGCGUGAGGAGAACGUCUACUUGGCGAAGCUGGCAGAGCAGGCGGAGAGGUACGACGAGAUGGUGGAGUACAUGGAGAAGGUCUCCGCCUCGCUCGGCGAUUCUGAGGAGUUGACGGUGGAGGAGCGCAACCUCCUCUCCGUCGCCUACAAGAACGUUAUCGGGGCCCGCCGGGCGUCUUGGCGGAUCAUAUCCUCGAUCGAGCAGAAGGAGGAAUCCAGGGGAAACGAGGACCACGUCAGCGCGAUCCGCGAUUACAGAUCGAAGAUCGAGAAGGAGCUCUCCGGCAUCUGCGAUGGCAUUCUCAAGCUCCUGGAUUCUAGGCUUAUCCCGUCCGCUUCGGCUGCAGAUUCCAAGGUGUUCUACCUCAAGAUGAAUGGAGAUUACCACCGCUACCUGGCUGAGUUCAAGACCGGCUCCGAGCGUAAGGAGGCUGCUGAGCGAACCCUCUCUGCGUAUAAAGCUGCUCAGGACAUUGGAAAUGCUGAACUCGCACCAACACACCCCAUCCGCCUUGGGCUGGCUCUCAACUUCUCUGUGUUUUAUUAUGAGAUUUUGAAUUCUCCUGACCGUGCUUGUAAUCUCGCCAAACAGGCCUUUGAUGAAGCAAUUGCCGAGUUAGACACUUUGGGGGAGGAGUCAUACAAGGAUAGCACCUUGAUCAUGCAACUUCUUCGUGAUAAUCUCACUCUAUGGACAUCAGACAUGCAGGAUGAUGGAGCUGAUGAAAUCAAGGAAGCUCCCAAAAAAGAUGAUGACCAAAAUUGAUUGUGUGUGUGGUUUUCAUUGUAUUGGCAUUUCAUUGCUUUUCUCCAUCAUUGUCCGGAGAAGCUUACUUUUUAUUUCCCAGUAUAGGAUUUUCAGUUUUAGGGGUUAUAUUCUGUUUCAAACGAUCAGAUUUCUAAUGCUAAUGCCUUUU